This is a messenger RNA of Oppia nitens, 478 nucleotides long. RefSeq lists its product as uncharacterized. Lineage: Eukaryota; Metazoa; Arthropoda; Arachnida; Sarcoptiformes; Oppiidae. The transcript is spliced from 3 exons. The coding region runs from base 11 to 478 and encodes 155 amino acids. The record is from RefSeq and is a predicted model, not a curated record.
UUCGGUAAUUAUGGUGGAUAUGAAAUACAUUUUGGAUACCGAAAUCAAAUUGAUAUCAUUGCAUACAACUAUCGACACCAUUGGGUAUACUAUGGGUACAUUUGUUGGACUGACAUAUAAAUGGUUAAACCGGCAGAUAGUGAUGGCCAUUGCGUUUAUUAUGAUGUCUGGCCUAUACGCGUGCACACCAUUACUGACCAGUCUAUGGCAACUAUACCUAUUUUCAUUUCUGUUUGGUUUCGGCUCCAGUAUCAACAUUAGCGGCUUUAUUGUCUGGACUAUUGAACUGUGGCAACCACGUAGCGCACCCGUACUACUGUUGAACUCAUUGGGUUUCGGUCUGGGCACCAUUAUUGGCACUGCAGUUACGUCAAUGUAUACGACCGGCAACAUUGAACCGGACAAACCACUGGUACCGGUUGAUGUUAGACGAGACAGAUUAACGGUACCGUCACUUUUCCCAUCGCAUCACUGGUAG